Didymodactylos carnosus is the source of this 2835-nucleotide messenger RNA. The record is from the annotation of a GenBank genome assembly. NCBI's taxonomy places the organism in Eukaryota, Metazoa, Rotifera, Eurotatoria, Philodinida, Philodinidae.
AUGAGUCCGUCAAAGCGUCCUAAAAACCGUAUGACCGAACAAUUGAAAUAUUGUUCAAGUAUUAUUAGAGAUCUGUUUCAUAAAAAACAUUCGGCAUUUGUUUGGCCAUUUUAUAAACCGGUUGAUGUCGAACAACUUGCACUACAUGAUUAUCACGAUAUUAUCAAAAAACCAAUGGAUUUAGGAACAGUAAAAAAAAAAUUGGAAAAUCGUGAAUAUGCUACACCCGAUGAAUUUGCUAACGAUGUUCGAUUAAUAUUUUCAAAUUGUUAUACAUACAAUGGACCAAAUACAGAUGUUGUACAAAUGUGUAAAAAGGUUCAACAAUUAUUUGAAAGUAAAUAUGAAAAAAUGCCAAAUGAACCACCUCCACGCAUCAUCAAAGAUGAACUGAUAUCUACAGAUUUAUCAUCAAGAAUGACUGGUCCACAACAAUCAUCAUCAACAACAGCAGCCAAAAAAUCGACUGAUUUAAGUAAAAAACGUUCUCGUCAUCGUCACUCAUCACAACAUCCGGCCAAUUCAUCGUCAGUUAUGUCGAGUUCAGAUGACACUGAUCAAAGUUCAACAGAAUUUGAAAGUGGUGACGAUGAUAAAAUUAGACAAUUAUCAAAUUUACAUGAUCAGGUAAAAGUUAUAAGCGAAACAAUAAUUCAAAUGCUAGGACGUGAAAGAGAACGUCUAGUAUUGAAACGUAAACGUCAUGGUAAAGUAAAACGUUCAAAUAAACCAAAACCAAAAAUAUUUGCGCAUUCUCGUCACCAAGCAGCAGCAGCCAAUGCUAUUUCAUCAUCUGUAACAACCAUGCGAGCAAUGAAUAACGAUAUUAAUGAAAAAUUACACUCGACACCGUCGAAUAUGCAAUUAAAUCCCGCUGCUUAUGCCACGUCAACAAUGCCUUUGGCAACAAGAAAUCCGCCUGGAAUUAUCGCAACAGGAACAAAAGUCAACAGUAAACAAACACAACCACCAUCGACCUCAGUCACUGGUUUAUUAACGCCUACAACACCGUAUUCACUUCCAGGUGGACCACAAACAAAUGGAUUAUUUCCACAGUUUCCAGCGGUUGCUGGAAAACAGCAACCGAUGGUCGGUCAGUCGACUAUGCCAAUGUUACAACCACCACCAUCAAGAGGAAAAGGAUCGAGAGGAGGAGGUGCUGGACAAGGAGGAGCAAGACGCAAACAAACAAAAGCGCAGAUGAUUCAACAUACAAAUGCACUGGCUGCUUUAAAUUCAACCGUCGCUCCAAAUCCAAUAGCGGACAACGAAGAUGAAGAAAAUAAUGCUAAGCCGAUGACGUAUGAUGAAAAACGACAAUUAAGUUUAGAUAUAAAUAAACUGCCAGGUGAAAAACUUGGCAGAGUUGUACAGAUCAUUCAACAACGUGAACCAUCGUUACGUGAUUCAAAUCCAGAUGAGAUCGAGAUUGAUUUUGAAACAUUGAAACCGUCAACAUUAAGAGAACUAGAGUCUUAUGUUAAUUCAGUUUUGAAGAAAAAACCACGAAAACAAUAUCCCUCAGCAACAGCCGAUAAACGUUCAUUAGCUAAAGUUCAAAAUGCUCAACGUAAAGAAGAAUUAGAAGAAAAAUUAAAAACUGUUCAAACACAAUUAGGAGCAAAACCAAAGCAAUCGUCAACAAAUACUAUGAAGAAAAAAGACGACUCAUCGAAUGUUGCAGUGAAUCCAUCUCAAAUACAUUCAGGUGGCAAUGCUGGUACCACAUUAACGUCUGCUGGUGUAGGUGGUGGCAUGGGAACAGCACCACAAGUAUCUGGUGGACGAUUAAGUGAUAGUUCAGCAUCAGAUUCCGGCUCAGAUUCAUCACGUAAUGGUGAUGAUACUGACAACAUCGAAGAAUCGAAACAAACCAAUGUAUCGGUUACUACAGCUAAUAAUAAUAAUAAUAAUACAGCCACAAAAACAAUGGGUGGACAGAUUGCUACAAAAGUGUCUGAUGAACGUGUUCCAUCGCCGAUGCGAACUGAAGUGAAGGAUGAUGAAAAUGUUGUUAAUGGUAGUAGUAGUGGCAAAAACUAUACCACGACAAUUGCUCAUGAUUCAGUAAAUUCAGCAACUACUAUUCCUGAUAUAGAUGCUCAUCUUCCAUUAUCAAAUGGUCUUAUUGAAUCAUCGGAUCAGCGUCCUCAUUUUUCCCUUGAAAAUGAUUUAUCUAAUGAAUCGAUACAUAAUCAACAAAAUAAUAUUUCACCAGAUGAAAAGAGAAUGAAUGAUGAUACAUUACCAAGGGAUACAAGUUCAUCAAAAUUACAUUUAUGGAAAGAUCAAGGUUUUCUUCAACGAAUGCAACAAACAACGACAUCAAAAACAACACAGCCCAAAGUACAAUCACAAAACCUCACGCAUCAAUUUGAUUUAUUUGCCAAACAAGCAAAAGCGAAAGAAGAAAGAGAAAAACUAUUCAAAGAACAAGAAGCAAAACAACGUGUGGAAAAAGAUAAACAAACUGCACCAGCAACAACAUCAUCAACUACAGCUUUGAAAAAAGAUCAAGAUAAAUCUGAGCGAAUUAAUGGUCAAUCUCAAGGUCUCACGUCAUCUCUAUUGUCUACUAAACAAUCAUCGAGAAAUUUAUCCGAUGCUUCACCUUCUCCACCACUACCGCAACCUCCAACAUUACAAACUUCUCUAUCAUCAGCAUCAUUAACACCUGAUGCCGGAACAACAGUUGAAGAUGAACAACGACGAGUACGAGAAGUAGCAAGAAAACGUGAAGAAGAUAGAAAACGAAGAGAAUUACAGCUAUCCACUGCUCCACUUCCAUCGUUUAAUCGUGAUAUGAUGCUCGAAUUUGAAUCUGGUUAUAGUUAA